CCAUCGUUGCGGGCACCCAGUUGCGCGAUGAGCGAUACAUAAGCCCCCAGACGGAGGUGCGAGGGCCCCCAAGGAGCACCGCCGACACCUCGAGCAACAUGACCAAAGUCCACGCCGCGCCAAACGACGCCGAUGUCGAGCAGGUCAAGGUUCAGUACGAGCACAAGGAGGACAAGCUCGAGAAGCUCAAUGCGGACCUUGAUGGCGACGCGCCGUUCGAGAUCGACCCCGCCAAGGAGCGCGCCCUGGUGCGCAAGGUCGACCUGCACAUGAUGCCGAUGCUGUGGCUCAUGCUUCUGAUGAACUACAUCGACAGGACCAACAUUGGUAACGCCAAAGUCGGCGGCAUGGCUGCCGAGCUGCACAUGAAGUCGGCCGACUACUCGCUCGUCCUGUCCAUCUUCUACGCCGGUUACCUCGCGUUCGAGGUGCCUUCGAACAUGAUCCUUGCGCGCACCAACCCGCGGUACUACCUCCCGUUCCUCAUGAUCGCCUGGGGCGCCAUGUCAUGCGCGGUCAAGGGCAUCCACUCGAUCGCCGGCAUGGCCGUCUUCCGCGUCGCCCUCGGACUCGUCGAGGCAGGCUUCUACCCCGGUGUCAUGCUCCUCAUGAGCUGCUGGUACAAGCCCAACGAGCUCUCGCGCCGCAUGACCCUCUUCUACUCGGCUACCCUGGUGGCUGGAGCAUUCGGAGGUCUUCUUGCCGGCGGCAUCAUCCAGGGCAUGGAGGGUGUCGGUGGCACCCCUGGCUGGAAGUGGCUCUUUAUUAUUGAGGGAUGCGCGACUGUUGCGGUGGCUGGGUUUGCCGUCUUCGUCCUGCCCAACUACCCCGCCACAACCUCCUGGCUCACCGACGAGGAGCGCUCCAUCGCUGUCCGCCGCCUACUCUCCGAGGACGCCGACACAGACGGCGAAGCCCACGUCGGACACCUCAAGGCCAUGAUGCAGGCGUUCAAGGACCCCAUCAUGUGGUGCAUGCUCAUCACGUACAACAUCAUCAACUGCUCGGGCACCAUCUCGUACUUCAUCCCGACACUUACCGCCGCGCUGGGGUACCACGGCCGCAUGUCCCAGUUCAUGACUGUGCCGAUUUACGCCGUGUCUCUCGUGCUCUCGAUCGCUGGCGGCUUCAUCGCCGACAGGACCGGCCACAAGGCGUUCACCAUCGCCGGUGCCGGUGCGCUCGCGUGCGCAUCGUACGUCGUGUGCACGGUCGUCUCCAACCCCAAGGUCAAGUACGCGUUCAUCUGUUUUGGCGCCGGCGGCGUCUGGACCUGUAUCCCCGUCUUCCUGUCCUGGGUGGUCAUCAUGUUCGACGGCCGCGAGAAGCGCGCCAUCUCCAUUGCGAUGAUCAACGGCUUCGGCAACCUUUCGUCGAUUUACGGAUCCUUCUUCUGGCCCUCCAGCGACGCGCCGAGGUACCACAAGGGCUUUGCCAUCACCACCUCGCUGUGUGGUUUCCUCGUCGUCAUGGUCCUGUUCACCAGGUGGCGCUUUGGUGACAAGGGUGUUGCGAGGACAGCUUAGGAGUGUGAUGGAAGCGAGAGGGAAGCUUGUACUGUAGAUAUGUGAAUGAUGGAUAUCUUUGGGCAAAGGUGGCCGUUGUUCUUUAGUGCGAUGCUCUAUGCCACACGCCUCAUUGUCUUCAU
Molecule: messenger RNA, 1648 nt
Organism: Vanrija pseudolonga
Lineage: Eukaryota; Fungi; Basidiomycota; Tremellomycetes; Trichosporonales; Trichosporonaceae
Product: MFS transporter prlL
Exons: 5
Coding region: 99-1526 (475 amino acids)
Biological process (GO): transmembrane transport
Cellular component (GO): membrane
Molecular function (GO): transmembrane transporter activity
Source: RefSeq, a predicted model, not a curated record